UGCUCCGGGCGGAGCAUAAAAUCUUGAAUUCCAUUUUAUUAUCUUCACAUUCGCAUUUAACUAAGAAUAGAAUUGAUUUGGUCAUCAGAAACCAAAGAACCUUCUCUUGGUUUCAUUUCCAGAAAACAUGAGGGGCAUUUUUUAGCCUUCCUUUUCACCGUUUAUAUGAUUUUCUCAUGAGUCAUAGGCCCUUUGAGAGGGAGCUACUGCCAUUCAAAAAACCUCCACCAUUACUUCCAUGGCCGCUCCACAUCCAUUCCAAGCCCUAAACCUAAUUCUCUUCCUCUUAGCAACACCUUUUUCAGCCUCAGAAUCCACGCCCACUUCUUGGCCAUGCCAAGACCACUGUGGUUCGCUUCCAGUGCGCUACCCCCUCGGCACCGGCCCAGGAUGCGGUGACCCCCGCUUCGCCGCUUCUGUUUCCUGUAAGAACAACCAGUUUCUGUUCACGACACACACCGGGUCAUAUCCCAUCCUCUCCAUCGACUAUGCUCAAUCUCGCAUGCUUGUAUCUGAUCCCCGCAUGUCAACCUGCAUGGCGAUGCAGUCGAGCUCUGGGUUCGCACUCGAUUGGGCCGCGCCCUUUCAGCUCGAUGGCUCGGUUUUUGCACUCCUCGCAUGCAACGACCCGAGCCGACUGGUCCACGAUGGUUCAUCCUUGUGCGACAUGGCGAGCUCGCAUAUUUGCAGUUCUUUGGGCGGCUGCGCGGCGAUGUCCACACUCGGUGUGCAGCCGUUUUCGCCUGAGGCCGCCUCCACUUGUUGUGUGUAUGCGCCGAUUAACCUGGGGCCUGCACAUGAGGUGAACCUGACCCAGCUCGGGUGCAAGGGCUAUGCUGCAGUGGCCGGGUUCGGCGACACACCCACCGACCCGGCAAGGUGGUCUUAUGGCGUGGCCCUCCACUACAGCUACGGGCUUGGCAACGGCUACUUGCCGGCUGUGUGUGAUGCCUGUCAACGAAGUGGUGGCGCUUGUGGCUAUGCAGGUACGAGCCUGAGGGUGAGCUUCGUGUGCGUGUGUAAGACCGGCGUGAACACGACUUCUGAUUGUUAUGCACAGCAAGGGCUUUGGGGUGGUGGUUUUCGGAGGGGCGCUUCGGUUCUUGGGUUGGUGAUGACUGGGAGCUUUUGGGCAGCUUUCAUGGCGGCUGGUAGAUAGCACAGAAGCAAAAAAACAAUGGAAGCUUUCAUGGCGGCUAUGGAACACUAGAGAGAAGGAAAAUGGCAUGAAUGGCUUCUACUUUUACAAUAAGAGCCCCACGUGUUGUACAUAUUCUCUAGUUGCUUACAGAGUAAUCUAUGGGCGACGUGAGGGGUGUUAUAGUAAUUUUGGGAGAAAAUAAGGAUCAUUUUGGGUUUGGAGAAAUGUUGAAGGGUGAUUGUGAAAAUUUGUAAGAAGGGAAAGCAGAUGUAUCUUUUUUGUUUUAACUCUUUUUUUGUCUUUA
Messenger RNA from Amborella trichopoda, 1445 nucleotides. RefSeq names its product wall-associated receptor kinase-like 20. Gene Ontology annotation, molecular function: polysaccharide binding. The record is from RefSeq and is a predicted model, not a curated record. NCBI's taxonomy places the organism in Eukaryota, Viridiplantae, Streptophyta, Magnoliopsida, Amborellales, Amborellaceae.